AUGCUACUCUGCUUUCAAACUUUACCCCCUGAGGUUUAUCAUAUAAUUCUACAGGCUCUAUGGCAAGAAAAUGAGCCCAGUGUCCGUGCCUUUGCUGGCGCCAGUCGAACUUGUCGUGCUCUGGCUUUACCUGUUCUCUACCAGACUCUCAAAUUCCCAGCGCCUGAAAGUGACAACCUGAGAAACCGUGUUGAAUCUAUUUCUCAGAUCCUUCAACAGAAUUCAGGCUUCCGAUACGUAAAUCAGCUUGUGGUGGGCCAGGAGCCGACGUUGAGAGAAGCAGCAAGUUGCGGCACAGAAGGCAUCGACCGAAACCGAACGGCCGUCUUAGAAAACAAUCUGCAUGGAUCUCUGGAUCGCUUCAACAGCCAAAAGAGUCUCUAUCGGUGGGCGAGGACGCACUAUCCACCGGAGGCAGAUUCCCCACGUCCUGACGUCUGGCAAGAUCUAGCCGAUUUGAUCCAACAACUGCCCAUGCUACUAGAUCUGAUUUUCCUAUGCCGUCAUCAAUUUCCUUCUUGUCUGUUGGAGGCCCUUCACCGCCAUCAUCCACAAUGCAAGCUUCAUAUCCACAAUUUCUUCUUACGGAGUUUGAAGAGCCCUGAGUUGAAUCCAUACGAGUUCCAAUUGGCCACUUCCCCAUGCCUUUUCAGCCUCAAGGGGGAGUACGAAGAUUCAUUUUGGCCAGGAUAUCCAGACCGACGUAUAAUACCACAACGAGAACCACUACCAGAUGGUGCUUACCUCAAUGAAGCUAUCAUGCACAUGGCGUCUGGAAUUGCUCCCAAUCUGAAAGAGGUCACUCUAUAUCGCCCGUCUGGUAGCGGAACGCCUUCAAAGUCUCCUCUGCCACCUUGGUGGGGAUUUCCUCAGAAGAAGGAACAAACCCCGGAGAGACACUCAAAGUGUGGCGCCUUAAGGUACCUUCAACUUGAUCAUACGUCUCUCAUAAAAAAAGACGAUAUUAAGCAUUGGGCGGCUUGCACGGACUUUUCAGCUCUAGAGGUUUUCAAGCUUAAAUCGACACUGAACACCGAUCUUCUACAAUAUCUGGAUGCGGAAGUUGAUUUUGCACGUUUGAAAUCAUUGGCCCUCAUUCCCAAUACAAUUGAGGACAAUGCCUACCAGCAAAUCGGCACUUUUCUCCAGAGACUGCGCCCAUUGUCCUCUUUGGAGUUAAAGGGUUGGAUGGUUAGCUCUGCAUUGGACAUCGUCACUGGCAUAUAUUCCCACGGAGCCAGCUUAAUCGAAUUGAAGCUGGCAGCAAGCAAGGAUAAUGACCCCGUCGGUUCUAUUAACAUGCAUGACCUAUCGGCAAUUGCGCGAAAUUGCACUCGGCUCAAAUAUCUAGAUCUGACUUUAGAUCGCACAGGAGGAGAUUCCGAGGUCGCUGUAUACAGGAUACUAGGGACACUGCCACAACUGAAAUGUGUCUCCUUGACGUUGCACGUCUCGAAGACCUGGGACUGUAUAGAGGGUCCCGGGGAAGCAGACGAUCUCGUCAACACCGAAUUUGAUAAUGAGUUCGACAACCAAGUGCAAUGGGCCGUUCGUCAAUCCGCCGGCGGUUCUGAAGCGUGCAAUGGUGCAAUUCGCGAGCGGCUUGUUAAUUGUGCGCUUGACUCGGCUCUUGGGCGUGCUAUCUUUGUGCGAUAUCAGCGGGCAAGCCGGAAGGCUCUAUCUCAUUAG
Molecule: messenger RNA, 1689 nt
Organism: Penicillium angulare
Lineage: Eukaryota; Fungi; Ascomycota; Eurotiomycetes; Eurotiales; Aspergillaceae
Exons: 1
Coding region: 1-1689 (562 amino acids)
Source: RefSeq, a predicted model, not a curated record